GGCAGGCCACAGGACUGCUGCCCUGCCUGCCUUCCUGACUGUCUAUCCUCACACAGGACUCACCCAUGUCCACGAAUAAAGAAAGACGCAGGUGGGUGCAGCUCGACCUGCUUUCCUCUAAAUUUUCACCUUUUUACUCUCCCUGUCUCGCCCCACUGAAGAGAGAGUAAGGAAGAGAAGCUGUAUUUGUUUUCUUUCUGGGGUUUAUUCUGCUCUUCCCUGCUGAAUGUGGCUUGAGGAUAUUUCCAAAUCAGGAAACUUCCACCACUGAAUGCAGCAUGACGUCCGACGAGUCGUAUAAUUAUGUCUACAAAGUGGUCUUGAUAGGGGAGUCCGGUGUAGGAAAGAGCAACCUUCUGUCUCGCUUUACCAAAAAUGAGUUCAGUCGCGACAGCCGCACCACCAUCGGUGUCGAGUUCAGCACGCGGACUGUCCAGAUGAACAAUUUCACCAUCAAAGCCCAAAUCUGGGACACGGCAGGGCUGGAGCGGUACAGGGCCAUCACCUCAGCGUAUUACAGGGGAGCAGUCGGAGCCUUGUUAGUCUAUGACAUCACAAAGCACCUGUCCUACGAGAGCACGGAGCGAUGGUUAAAAGAGCUGCUGGAACAUGGAGACCCUCACAUUGUUGUCAUGCUGGUGGGAAAUAAGAAAGACCUGGAGAGCCUCAGGACUGUGCCAACAGAGGAGGCUAAGGACUUUGCAGAGAAGAGAGGUCUUAUGUUUAUGGAGACGUCAGCGUUGGAUUCCACCAACGUCGAAGAGGCGUUCAAUGAAAUCCUCACAGUGAUCCAUAAGAAAGUGAACAGCAGAGAGGUGACCCGAGGCUCCAUCUGUGCUGUAACUAUAACCAACCCCAUCGGACCCAUCGGGGAGGCACAGGAGAGCAGGGGCUGCUGUAAGAGCUCCUAGCACACAUCUGCUCUGUGCACCCAACCUGACUGUCAUGACAUCAUUCACACUCCGUAUGAAGAGUGAGUUAACCAAACCUCUCAAAAUGUAGAAGAUGUAAAGUAUAUAAAUGAAAAACAAUAAAUGAAUAUUGAGAAAUUCUAUAUUUGACACAAUUCUGUUGGUGGCUAAUAAACACUUUUUUACUUAGUA
Messenger RNA from Labrus mixtus (cuckoo wrasse), 1103 nucleotides. RefSeq names its product ras-related protein Rab-25-like. Gene Ontology annotation, cellular component: recycling endosome. The record is from RefSeq and is a predicted model, not a curated record. NCBI's taxonomy places the organism in Eukaryota, Metazoa, Chordata, Actinopteri, Labriformes, Labridae. Bases 279 to 911 code for a protein of 210 amino acids. Gene Ontology annotation, biological process: exocytosis. The transcript has 5 exons. Gene Ontology annotation, molecular function: GTP binding; GTPase activity.